UUUUUUCUGUUGGCGAUGCGAAGGGGGAAAACGUCAUUCUGCAACAGUAAAAUGGCCAAUUGCUUGCCUGUCUCUCUUUCAAGAAUUUCCCUUUUUCAAGACACUUUCUCUCUCAUCCAUCCAUCAUAGGGAAACGAGAAGAGCUGAAAAGAUCAAGAAAACCUAACUCUUCCCUUCUGUGUCUGGAUCUCGGUUGUUCGUCUUCAAGAGAAAACAAAUAAAGAAAAGAAAACCCUAGUUUUUGGGAGCUACUUGGUUGAUUACUACAAGCCCUGGCGUUUGUUUCAUCCGAGCUUAUAAGGAGGUUUGUUUAUCCUAUGAAUUUCAGGACAAUUGGAGGUAAUUAAUCGGAUUAUAUUGAGUCAGAUGAGAUAUAUAAGUGCUGAUUACUGAUUAAAAAAAAAAGAAAUGAUGCAUUGAAACUCGUGUUUCUCUGUUUAUUCGAGUGCGAGGGGCAUUUUGGGAGGGACGUUUCAGGUUUGUUUUGAUUGUAGAUUUGGUGGAUCAGAGGAUGGAAUAACUUAAAAACAGCUGCUAUUUUAGUAGCUCUUGUUUUGUGCUAGAUGUGGAUUUAAAUAUGAUUGGAUACUCAUGGAUGAUGCUAAGCUAUAAUUAGCCUAUUAAAUGCACUAAUCAUCUGAUUUUCCAGUGUAAAUCAAUGGGUUUCUUUUUUCCUUUGAAGGUUUAGCAUUUAGAUUUAGUAGAUAGAUAUGAUAGCAGGCUAUUAAGGCAAGUGGAUAUAGGAGUCUCUGGUGAUUAACUUAGGCCUGUAUUGUUGGUGACGAUUGGUGUAAUUUGUAGUUGAAGAAAUAUAUUUAUCGGACUUUGCUCUCGGAGUUGUUUUCUGUAAAGUUUUACAGAAUGAACUUAGAAAAUGAAGACGAGCACACUCUGGAUCAGCCUGCUGCGAUAAACAGUGAAUCGCAAAAGAAUUUGAAAAUUACGUAUUCAAGAGAUUUUCUACUAUCGUUCAGUGAACUGGAUAUUUGCAAAAAGCUACCCAGUGGAUUGGACCCAUCUCUUUUGAGUGAAUCUGAGGAUGCUCCUGGAGAUAGACAAAAAACUCCCAGUGGGUUGUCACUGCAUAGUUUCAGGAGAAAUGAGUAUGGUUCAUCCCCACCUACAAGAGGGGAGUCUGGUAAUUUUUCUCGGGGAAUCCAUGGAAGGUGGGAUAGUCGCUCUUCAGGACGGAGUGAUAGGGAUAGUGACUCACAAUCUGAUUGGGAUUCGGAAUCUGGAAGGCGCUAUGGCAACCAAUCUCGGCGUUCUUGGCAAGUUCCAGAGCAUGACGGACUUCUUGGAAGUGGUUCAUUUGCAAGGCCUUCUGGAUACACAGCUGGAGCAUCUGCUCCAAAGUUUCGAGCUAAUGAUCAUUACCAGCUCAAUAGGAGUAAUGAGCCAUAUCAUCCACCACGCCCUUACAAAGCAGUUGCUCACCCUCGGAGGGAAACUAAUGACUCAUACAAUGAAGAAACAUUCGGUUCUUCUGAAUGUACAAGUGAGGAUAGGGCAGAAGAGGAAAGAAAGAGAAGAGCUUCUUUUGAGAUGAUGAGGAAGGAACAGCAGAAAGCCUUUCAAGACAAGCAAAAAAUUAAUCCGGAGAAGCAUAAGGAUGAAUUUGAUAUUAUGACAUUGCUUGAGGAUUCCAAAAAUGAUGAGGGAACUUCAAAUAAAAGCAAUCAAUUUGAUAAACCUGUGAUGCUUAAUGCUCCAAAUGCUGAUUCUGACAAACCUGUUCUCCUGUCACAAACUCCUGCAUCCAGACCUCUUGUGCCUCCAGGUUUUUCAAAUGCCAAUUUGGAAAGGAAUUUUGGAGCCAAAAAUAUUAUUCAUCCCCCUUCAGUAGAGGUUGGAAGUUCUGAACAUGAGGGUGGUAUCUUGCCUGCCAAAGGUAACCUUCUGUCAAAUGGGACAUUUGAUAAUGAAGACAAGCAAUCUGUAGAACAAAUUAGCUCAACUCAUCCACGUGAAAGUAUGAGUAUUCGUGUUUCAGCAAGCGGAAAGAAUGAUAAAGUUCACAAUUUAACUUCCGGCCUAGAUGUGUUCAAUAAGACAACAGACUCUGAUGGUCAAAUAUGUAAGAGUUCUAAUCUUCUGAAAACCUUUCAAGCAUCUGAGGAAAGUGAAGGUGUAGAGGUUGAUGUUGAGAAGGUCACAGACAGAAAAAUUGUCUCUGAAUCAAGUCAAGAUCAGUCAUCUUCAAUUCUUGAUAAGCUUUUUGGCAAUGUUUUGACAGUUAAUGGUGGUGGCUCCAAUAGUCUUGUUGAGCAUGAUAGUAAAGCAGAUGACAUAUGGAGUCCUCAUUCUGUCCAAUCUUCCAAGUUUGCCCAUUGGUUUCUUGAUGAAGAAAAGAAGCCAGUGGAUGAACUUUCCUCUGGCAAGCCAAAUGAUUUGCUCUCACUAAUUGUUGGUAGUGAAAAAGGGGGAUCACAACCUUCUGAUGCGAAGGCUGCAAGGCUCAUCUCAUCCAAUUAUCUGGCCCCAAGCCCAGAGCUUGUCACAAACGGAAAUUCUGAGCAAUUAGGUGAUAGUAAUAUCAAUAACAUCAGUAAAACAGCAGCUGUCCUCACAUGCGAAGACCUUGAACAGUCCAUUCUAUCAGAAAUUAGUACAAGUGAUGCAACCUUGCCGUCUUCUUCGCAAGGUGGGGGUUUUGGUGAGCCUACGACUGAACAGAAAAAAAUAGAUGCUGAUGAUCAUGCAUCUCAGCACCUCCUUUCACUGUUGCAAAGGGGAACUGUCCCAAAAGAUGUGGCACCAUUCCCUGGUAUAGAUAUCAAGUUUGUGGACAGACAAUUUAAUGGGGAUGUAUCAAAUAUUGACAAUGCACUUCAUGAUUUUAGGGAUGCAAAUGCUGAAAAUGUUUCUGAUUCAGGGAAGAGUCUGACACUUGAAACACUUUUUGGUACAGCCUUUAUGAAGGAAUUACAAUCUGUAGGAGCACCUUCAUCUGCUCAAAGAGGCUCAGUUAUGUCUUCUAGAGUUGAUAUUUCGAAAAUUCAUGAUGGUCUUCUUUCAUCUGAAGUCGACAUUGAUUCCAGCAGGACUAGUUAUGAAAGUAGUAUCCUGGCAUCAAAUCAGAGAGAGCAAAUAAAAUCAGAUAGGAGCAAAGAACAUUUGUUAGGCUUUGACGAUUGUCGAACUGAAGUCGAUUCGCCACGGCUUCGAAAUGAAUUAGAAUCUAAACUUGGUGGCUUUGAUGGACCUGUUGAUAUUCGACUCUCUCAAGAGGAUAGCUCGAUUCCUCUUGGUGAUUGUACAAAACGCCUUAUGAACUCAUCCAAAGUUGAAUUAUUUCCCUCCCCAGCUGCACCAGUUGACAUUGCGGAAAAACUAGCAGCUUUAAAUUCUGUCUUCGGGGACGAAAGACUCAUUACAGGUCAAGAAGGUCCACCGUUUCUUCGUGGUUCUUAUGAUGCAAGGGAGCCUGAUAUUUUGCUUCAUAAUAUGCAAAUCCAACCAUCAUCUCCACAGCUUCACCCACAGUUAAAUCAUGUGGGACCAUUAUUCAAUCCACUAGAGUCUCAUCCUGCUAACGUAAAUUCUCAUAUGAAGUUCAUGGGUCCAGAGGGCAUCAUCCAUCAUGAUCCUCCACCCACUCAUCAAUUGCCUGCAAAUAUGCUUCGUCCUCCUUUCCAUCAUCCUCGCCCAGGACUCCCUGCAUUUGAUCCUUCUGCCCACAAUCAUCAUCCUAUCUUACCACAGAUGCACAUGCCAGGAAGUUUUCCUCCACCUCACCUACUACAAGGAUUUGCCAGCAGUCCUCAUUCAAACAAUCAAAUGCCAGGUUUUGUACCGGAUAUGAACCCAAUGCAAGGUUUCCCUUUUGGUCCCCGGCAGCCCAAUUUCGCUGGUCAUGGAAUGCCACCACCAGCUGCUGAUGUUGGGGUUGGAACCAAUAAUCCAGAGACACUACAGAGGCUCUUCGAGAUGGAACUCCGAUCAAAUGCUAAGCAGAUUCACCCAUUAGCUACAGCUAGUAAUAAUCAGGGGAUGUAUAAUUAUGAGCUAGACAUGGGUUUCAGGUAUAGGUAGUGGAUUUGGAUUAAGUUUUUGUAUAUUGUGCUAUUGUCAUCCACACUUGCACUCAUAUCCGAAACUAAUUGCGUGGAUGAUGGGUUUAACAUGCCUUUUCCAAAGCUGGUGUAAUUAAUGGAUUUUUAUGUGAUUUUAUCAGCAUUUGUUUGGUUUUUCUA
Messenger RNA from Mangifera indica (mango), 4196 nucleotides. RefSeq lists its product as uncharacterized. The transcript has 10 exons. The record is from RefSeq and is a predicted model, not a curated record. NCBI's taxonomy places the organism in Eukaryota, Viridiplantae, Streptophyta, Magnoliopsida, Sapindales, Anacardiaceae. Bases 862 to 4035 code for a protein of 1057 amino acids.